Salmo salar (Atlantic salmon) is the source of this 2347-nucleotide messenger RNA. RefSeq names its product LIM domain only 4-like a (gene lmo4la). Lineage: Eukaryota; Metazoa; Chordata; Actinopteri; Salmoniformes; Salmonidae. The record is from RefSeq and is marked provisional.
CAUGAACAAGAACUAAGAACCAAAUUCCUUUAGCCGAGCUGUGACUAUCUGAUAUGAGAGAAUUACUUCAUCACCAAGUUUACUGUUUCAGCUGUCUAUAGGAAAUCCAUGAAGUCGACCAACGCAGUAUAAAAUAAGGUUACAAGAAGAGGAAGAUUUAGCCUAGACUACUUCUGGACUAGUUUGCAAGCUCUCCAAUCGGAAUAUAUAACAACCGUUUGAAGUUGUUACAUCUUGAGAACUGCAACAAUUUACCAUUGCAAGCAGCAGUCCACGACUUGGUUGAAGUUGCGCACGUCUCGUGGUAGCGCGCACCACAUCGUGAUCAUUUCCUCGCGGUUACUUCACAUAAACUACCACGACGGCAAGGCCAACCAUGGUGAACAGCCGGGUGGAGGCAUCAGCCGUGGCGGUGACGGGGGGCGGCGGUGGCUCGGCAGGCAGGUCAUGCGCGGGCUGUGGUGGGCGCAUCGCCGACCGCUUCCUGCUCUUCUCCAUGGAGCGCUACUGGCACACGCGCUGCCUCAAGUGCUCCUGCUGCCACGCCCAGCUGGGCGAGAUUGGCACCACCUGCUACAGCAAAGGUGGCAUGAUCCUCUGCAAGAACGACUACAUCAGGCUGUUCGGGCACAGCGGGGCAUGCAGCGCUUGUGGUCAGUCCAUCCCUGCCAGUGAGAUGGUGAUGCGGGCACAGGGCAAUGUGUACCACCUCAAGUGUUUCACCUGUGCCACCUGUAGAAACCGGCUGGUGCCGGGCGACCGCUUCCACUAUGUCAAUGGCACCAUCUUCUGUGAGCACGACCGGCCAGGGGGCGCCCUGCUCAGCAGUCACCUGACCUCGCUGCAGGGGAACGGCAUGAUGCCCGACCAGAAGGUCUGCUGAAGAAGAAUGGGCUACAAAGCAACAUGUGCCUUCUCCUCCCACGCCUCCUCCAUCUGCUCUUCUUCAUUUUCCACCAAUAACUUUGUCCUGCACCAUCCAUCCCAUCGUUCAGAUAUUCCCAUAUCCGUACUCCGGAUACUGCUGCCAGUGUCCAUUAUCUUUCCCAGUAACACGGCAUUUCCCCCAAAAUAAUGUUUAUUCUGGUCAUAGAGAAUCAUGUUCUCAACCUUGACAUAAUUGAAGUCUCCUGCUUCAAGGGGAAGAUGCGGAGGAGGGAAAGACUGUUGAUGAUGGAAGAGGAUGAUUUAUACUGUCAAACCAGUGUCUGUUUUCGGUAAGUCCAUUGGUGACUGACUUGCAUAAGACUGACUUGUAAUGCCCUGAGAGGACUAUGGCAUUUCCAGUGAUGGACCAUCCUUGAUGUAGCACCUUUCCCUAGCCAGCACAUAAAACUACAGGGAGAGGAAGAUGCCACAGACCAAUAAAUAUAAACUGGUUCUCGUCCGGAGCUGUUUCAACCAAGCUACAGUUUAAUGACUCCCAAAACACGAAGAGUGUGUUCAAAACAAGAUCGCCACAUGAAUACACAGACACACACUCUCUGAGCUCAGACUCUAGGCCCUUUCAUGUGUCGGAUUGAGGGAAACAGGAAAUUCUUUGGUUGUAGUGCUAUGCGACCAUAGCUUUUGCCCCCUGGACGUUCCUGAACUCUCAUUCCUGAACUCUCAUUGGCUCACUCGAACUGUCGAGUUGGGCCGAACGAGGAAUGAUCAAAUACACCUGCCUGGAUGUCUUGUCUACUUUCAAAAAUAUACUCUCUGUGUACUAAAUGAAGAAUGCCUGUAGAAUAUUCAUCAAAACAUACCUUUUAGUCCCAUGAUUAUUUUCUACUGCAAGUGGUUGCCUUGUGUUUCUCGAUUGUCUUUGAUAUUUAGUUAUGUUUUCAGGUGAAGAUGGUUCCUGGGGUUAGUAAAUGUACUCCUGUUUAUGGGAACAUACAAAUAUGCAUUUGUAAUUGUUGUUUAAAAAAUGUGGCCGGUGAGAAUUGUUAUUCCAACAUGACUUUGCAGCAGUGCUCUAUACGUCUUAAAUGUAUUGUUGUUGUGUGGUGGUUGAAGAGGACAAGGUCAAAGUUUAACUGGUCCACAUAUAACCAGGGUCGUGUUGAGUAGGGCUCACUGUAGAUAGAAAACAAAAAUAAGUGUUUGUUAUUGGAGAGGCCAUGUAGUCCCUCGCUGUUUCAGGCUGUUUUCUUCCGUUUGGUACCUAAUGAACACGACCCAGGUUGAGGGAAGACGGGAGCGGCAUAGGGAUGGAGAGAAGUAAUAACUGUACAUAUCUUUUCUAGUGCUAUUAUUGUAUUGUGGUCUAUGGUUGAAUUGAGUCUUUGUGUGGCCUAAAACAUCUAUAUGGAGAAAAAAAGUACUUUCUAAAUAACUAUAAUAAUCAUAAUAUUGCCAGUCA